Molecule: messenger RNA, 2538 nt
Organism: Naegleria fowleri
Lineage: Eukaryota; Heterolobosea; Eutetramitea; Acrasida; Naegleriidae
Exons: 6
Coding region: 1-2538 (845 amino acids)
Biological process (GO): proteolysis
Molecular function (GO): serine-type endopeptidase activity
Source: RefSeq, a predicted model, not a curated record
AUGGUGAGGAAAUCGGGACAUCCUUUGGGAUUUUCAAAUGUCUUUGCCGUGGUGGCCAAAACGUCAGAAAUCAUUUCACACGUUUCCUCAUUGUCAUCUUCCAACAAAGCAAUUGAAUGGAUUGCUGAAUAUGAACCUAGAUUCAAAAGUGCUUUGCAUUUUCAUAAAAUUCAACAACUCGCUCAUCUUCAACUGAACACUUUAAAAGACCAAAACCAGACAUUUACUUCAACUUUUAAUCCUAUGGAAAAUAACAACAACAACAUGAUAAACAUCAUCAUCACCAUUCUUCCAUCUCUCGAUGCCGUUCUCGUCAAUCAAGAACUCGAAGAAGCUCAUCUCAUUGCCAAUGAAUUAAAUUCCAAAUUCUCAGAAUGGUUAUCCAAACAACAAGAACAACAACAAGAAUGGAACAAACAUGUUUCUCCAAUGAAGAUCAUUUCUCAAAUUCAUGUUUCUUCAAAGGAUAAACUGGAAAUGAGUUUCUCUCCACUCGUAGCUCAACAUGUGGGUGAAAUUUUGAAAGAAUUUGCACAUGUUCAUUUCAUUGAAAGAAAACUUGAGGAACAUCAAUGGAUGAAUAAGAAAGCAAGUGUCAUGAUGCAAGGAUUUGGUCCUUCUCCAAGUGUUGGAAUGUCUGCCACUCCAUUCUAUGAUAUGGGAAUUUUCGGAAAUGGACAAAUUGUUGGACUCGCUGAUUCAGGAAUUGAUUGGGACAAUUGUUUAUUUCAUGAUGUAAACAAUCUCAUUGUGAAAACUGACAGUGUCAACAUGAAUCAUCGCAAAAUUGUUGGAUACAAUACGGAAUAUCAUGGAAUUGCUCCAAAUGCAAGACUUUAUUUUACAGAUACACAACAAACAGGAAAUCCAAAAAAUUGGAUUCCUCCUUCGUAUCAUUUUUCCGUUUUCAUUCCUGCCCAUGAAAAAGGAGCAAGAAUCUUUUCAAAUUCAUGGGGUAACAGUCCUGAGGAUUAUUUUUCAUGUAGUUACGAUUGUAAAGAUUGUGUGUGGAGAGAUACGAUGGAUGGUUAUAGAGCUGGACAGAGCGUGACAGAUGACACUUGUCGAGCAUUAUUUGGAAGCGACACUUGUUGUUCUGUUUCUAAUCAAUAUACCUCUCGAUGCCAUGAUGUAGACCUAACUUUGUGGCUUUAUCAAGAUAGUGUCAUUCUUUUUGCACAGGGAAAUUCAGGAGAAAUUUCUUCGAAAGGAAAUAUUGGAUCUCCUGCAACGUCAAAGAAUGCAAUCUCUGUGGGCGCAAGUAUGACCUCAAAUGAUGCUUUCAAGGAAUCAGUUUAUUUUGAAGAUUUUAAAAACAAAAUUCGACUUGCUAAAUUACCGUUCUCAACCCCUGAUGAAUGUUGCGCCUAUUCUGGAAAAGAUCAAUAUUUUAUUCAUAGUUUCUGCUGCCCAUCUAAAGUGGAGGAAGAAUAUACCAGCAAUCCAUCCAUCUACAAUGAAUUCAAUUUGGCUUACUUCUCAUCAAGAGGUUCCGCAGUUGGUAAUCGUAUCAAACCUGACGUGACAGGAAUUGGCUACAAUGUAGUGAGUGCUCAUUCCGAUGGUAAAACAAUUACCGAUCAAUGUGGAACCAACUCUCCAUCUCUUGGAAAUUCAGCUGCUCUCAUGACAUUUGACGGAACCUCCGUGGCCACUGCAUUAGUUGCUGGAGCCGCUGCUUUAUUGAGAGAAUUUUUCCAAACCAAGAUGAACCUUUCGAAACCAUCAGGUCCUUUAUUGAAAGCAGCUCUCGUCCACAGCUCCAUUCCCAUGACAGGAACUGUAGCUUAUUCCUACGACAAGAAUCGACGAUUAAAACUCUCAAAUUUGGGAAGCCCAAACUCGUACGAAGGUUUUGGAAGAGUUUAUUUGGGAAGUUUGUUACAAAAUCAAGAUGGUAUUCCCUUGACAAUUCUUAUCAAAGAAAAAUCCUUUAAAACCAGAUCACAGUCUCUCCAAUUAUGUUUCAAGAGAAAACAAGAGCUUUCAAACUUCACCCUUUUUAAGGCCACUCUUGCAUGGUAUGAUUUUCCAGGAAGUAUUGCGGUUGUGCCUCAACUUUUGAGUGAUUUGGAUUUAUUCGUCAAUACCUAUGUGAUCAGCAGAGGCAAUAUUUCAACACUCUCUGUGAUUGCUGGAAAUUAUGGAGACCGAGUGGACACGACGAACAAUGUGGAAAGAGUGGUGGUGGAAGAAUUACCCUCUUCAUCCUUGAAAGAUCAUUCCGUCUUCGUGACUGUUGCCGUAUAUGUGACUUCACUCUUUGACGAAAAUCGAACAAAACAACCUUUUGCUCUUUUAAUGACUUAUCCGAAGGAUAUGUUUGAGGAAGUGGAUCCAACAACGGACCCUUCGUGUUUCUAUACCACUGAUUUUCCUCCCAAGGAGGAGCCUCUUUCAGAUCUUUCAGAUGAAGUUAUUGUUGGAAUUGUGUUUGCAGCCAUGUUGGGAGUGUUGGUGGUGGGUUUAGUGGUGGUGGUGUAUUUCGCGGUGAAAAGACGACGAUCACCAAAUACAGCUGUUGCUGUUGAAGGUUAA